GCGACUGACAAUGAUGUUAUAAUGCGGUUUUCUUUCCGCAGAUGGGAGCGGGUUUUUAAUCAUUGUUACACCAGGUAAAGCGGCAGAGUCACUUCCACGCAGAGUAAGUUGCAAGGUGAAAUUGACCGUGAGCGACGCGAGGACGGUGCGAACUUCCAAACCUUUUUCGGACCUGCGUCUGAUAUGCAAAUACAGCAGUGGGGUUGGGCAGAUCCAAGCUCAGUUCCCGAGUCCAUGUUUCAUGCGCAACUGCACAGCAGAAGUUUCUCUGCUGGCUGCGUUAACGCUGAGGGGGAGUCCGGGAUUCUUUAGCGGACGCGUUUGUUUGGAUUCCGCUGCUUUAGCGAGCGUUCAAUGCAGGAUAAGGUGUAGAUAUUCAGCAGAGUAUGAAAUUAAAGAAGUUGAAGACAUUUGAAUGAGAAGCAAACCGAUGGACGUUUCCAAGGUUGCGGUUAAGAAAUUACAGUAAAUUAUGGGAACACAUUACAUUGAUUACUGGGUUUGCCAAACGUGCAAACUAGAAGAUAGAAAAAUAAAUUACAUCUAGCCCUGAAAACUGGAUCAAAUGCUGUGGGGCAGAAUGUGGCUUUGGAGGUGGAUAUCAACGUAAUAGAACGAAUAGUUGGAGAAGAAUUGGUAGUGAAGGAGUGGGGAGAAGAAGGAAGGAUGCAGUUUGCAGAGGUACAAAGAAUGAAGACUAUCAUAGUCCCUUGACCAAAAACACUCGGCCUGUAGUUUAUAUUGCAUGUUAACCACAUGUACAGAGCACAGCGCCCUAAUCUCGUUCUAUGGCUGAUGGAGAAGUAGGGCCAACAUUCUAAUUUAAUAAUUGGGUGCAGCUGGUGUUGAUACUUAAUUCUGCCGGACACUAUGCCUGGAACUCUAGCAGUUGUUCCCUUCCAGCUGCUCAUCUUUCUCGUAGGUUGUGGCCUCAGCAGAAAUGUCAACUUUCAUAACGUGAUGCCGCCAAUGUCUCCAACCCCAUUUCCAAAGAGCUUUAAGUGCUUCACUUGCAACAAUGCUUUGGACAAUUAUGAGUGUAACAGAUGGGCUGAAGAUAAAUGGUGCCCUCAGAACACAGAGUAUUGCCUUACGGUGCACAAAUUUACAAGUCGUGGCAGGAGUGAAUCAGUUUCAAAGAGGUGUGUUUCAAAGGAAGAAUGCCACUCUGUGGGAUGCCAUCAUAUCAGAAAAUUUGGUUAUACGGAGUGCGUUUCCUGUUGUGAAGGGACGAUCUGCAACAUUGAAGUGCCAACAAACCACACAAAUGCAGUGUUUAUGGUUAAACAGCAGCAGAGGUUGCCUUCAUCUGGCAGCAUAAGGAUGCAGAACCUAAUCUGGAUCACAACAGCUCUUCCAGUUCUUCUGCUGGUAUGAUGCUACACAGGUCAAAUCUGAUCCAACACUUCAAAUGCAUCAGACACAUUAUCUGAUGCCAACGAUAGAAGAAAAGCAUCAGGCAUUUGCACCCAGGUGCUGAUGGGGUGCAAUGUUAUUUUGUGCUCUAAGUAUACUACAAAGACUGGAUGGUAUUGAUCUAAUGGGAGAAACUGUUGUGACUAUGGACACCCGACUUAGGAACAGUGACUCCAAAUCGCCGACUGAGGAAUGCAGAGGAUAUUCAGUGGAUGCGAUAAAUACAGACUUUUUUUGUGUGUUAAAUCUUUCUGACCAUGCUUCUUUCGUGUUUGUUUGCAUGAUAAAGCUGGCAGUGACAUUGAUUUCUGACAUCCAGUGAAUACAGUUAAAAUAUGUGCAUGCACUUUGGCAAUGCAAGUAUCCAAUCUAUUUGUGUAGGAAGGAACGGCAGAUGCUGGUUUAAACCGAAGAUGGACACAAAAAGCUGGAGUAACUCAGCGAGUCAGACAGCAUCUCUGGAGAAAAGGAAUUGGUUUCUCCAGAAAUGCUGUCUGACCCGCUAAGCUACUCCAGCUUUUUGUGUCUGUGCAAUCUAUUUGGACACAGAUCAAAUCUUUUCUGGUAUGUGCACAUGCAUCCCCAGUUCUAUUGAUGGGAGUAGAAACUGCAGCCAGUUUUUUUCCCCCCCCUCAAGUGAACAUAGUGAUAUGAGGAAAAAAUUAGUUCUGUCCAAUGUGGCCAAUGGAGAAACCAACCAACUCAGAAAAGACCCAAAAUUGAGUAUAGGAGCCUUCUGGUUUUGUUUGACUGGUAACUCCCAGAAUGAGGUCAAUGAACAGAAAUAGAAAAUAUCAGGAGUAACUUCACUGAAAUGUUGAAAUGAAACUGAUCACACUGUAUUUUCCUGAUCACCUGUCACUGACAAUCUCCCACAAGUAAGAUCAACCUAUUUUGCAUUCAAUUACACAUUAAAUAACCAUUUUUAUGGCAAAAAGCUGUUGGAUAGUGGUUUCAGAUGUAAACUUCAUUUGUCAAUACAAGACUAUCCAACAUAAUAGGCUUUAUGCUGAAUUAACUGAGUGAUUUAUUUUUUUUAUAAUAGGUUAUAGCUGAAUGUUAGAAACUAGGAACAGCAGGUGCUGAUUUACAAAAAAAGGACACAAAAUGUUGGGGUGACUCAAUGGGUCAGGCAGUAUCUUUGGAAAGCAUGGAUAGGUGGUGUUUCAGGUUGGGACUCUUCUUUAGAAUAAUUGUGUAAGGGGGUGGGAGGAAAGAAAGCUGGAAGAGUGGAGCGGCAGGACAAAGCCUGGCAAGUAAUAGGUGGAUAUCGCUGAGGGGGGGUUUGG
Molecule: messenger RNA, 2705 nt
Organism: Leucoraja erinaceus (little skate)
Lineage: Eukaryota; Metazoa; Chordata; Chondrichthyes; Rajiformes; Rajidae
Gene: lypd6b
Product: LY6/PLAUR domain containing 6B
Exons: 8
Coding region: 871-1377 (168 amino acids)
Molecular function (GO): acetylcholine receptor regulator activity
Source: RefSeq, a predicted model, not a curated record